Molecule: messenger RNA, 1418 nt
Organism: Stylophora pistillata
Lineage: Eukaryota; Metazoa; Cnidaria; Anthozoa; Scleractinia; Pocilloporidae
Biological process (GO): signal transduction
Molecular function (GO): ADP binding; protein binding
Source: RefSeq, a predicted model, not a curated record
CUGAAGCUUCAAUCCCGAGAAAAGUUCUUACUACCGUGGAGAUUCUUCCUGGUAAACCAUUUCACGUGACUCGCAGACGAGGCAGAGAAAUACAAAAGGUAAACAAAUACUUUGUGGAGUUGAGACGGGAUGUUCCAACCUCCACAGUCAUUGGCUUAUACAUUAAAGGUCCCCCCGGUUGUGGCAAAACCCAACUAGCAAGGCAGGUUGGAGAAGAGUUUGAACAGAACACUGCACCGCGGGGUCAUUUCCAAAAUGUGCCGUGUGUUGUCGCUACGUUGCAAGCACAAUCUCCUGAGGCAAUGUUAGAAUCCUAUAAAAAACUACACGAGAAGUUAGAAAUCCCUAACGCACACGAAUGUCAGGGAAGUGUCCGCGAGCGGAUCAAGAGUUACAUGGAGGAUGUUAAGAAUUACCUUCGAAGGACAUCAUCAGUUUGGCUUUUGAUCGUCGAUAAUCUAACAAUCAAUGAUCCAAUGAGAGAAUUCUGGCCUUCUCCGGGACAGGAAAGCCCAUGGGGGGAGGGAACAGUCUUGGUCACGACUCAGGAUAGUGAACUCGUCCCCAGAUCCCACGUGCAUGCCAAGAGUAUGCCGCUUGAUUCAGGAAUGGAAGAGGAAGACGCUAUGGAAUUGUUAAGAGUCAUAUCAGGAAUGGAUGUGGAUGAAGAUGCUAAAAAAAUCGCCCGUUAUCAAAGUUUUCUUGGAUAUUUCCCACUGUCUCUAGCUUGCGCAGCAGUUUAUGUUGGGCAAAUGAGAGAAGAUCGCCCGUUAUCAAAGUUUUCUUGGAAAAAUUAUCUGUCGAACCUCCAAAAGUACUACGCGUAUCUUGAUCAUUCUGACUUCACACAUCACAAUCCAUGUUAUCCCAAAACAAUGCUAGCAGCAGCAGAGUUCGCAGCCAGACGGAUGGCCGAAAACAACAAAGUUCUCCGAGCUGCCUUCGUGUUCCUUUCGUACUGCUCCCUACAACCUGUUCCGUUGGAUACUGUCGCUGAUUAUGUCUUACGCGAAGCUAAAGCCAGGGUGCCAGAUGACGUCAAGCUGAAAGUAGCAAGGUGUUCGUUGCUAGUAUAUCCGCAAACAGGAGAAAGGGGAAUAGAAGUGGUCACACUUCAUCAAGUGAUGCGGAUGGCGUUCUCUCAAAUCAGGCGAAACCCAGACGAAUCGGAAGGAAACGUUGAUAAAUGUGAAGCUUCUAGUGAGUCUCUGAAGAAAAAGGAAUUGAAUGGGGUACUUCAAGCCUUAAACGAAGCCUACAAACAAAAGAGGGGUCAGUUAAAAAAGGAAGAUCUCGCUAUAAGGAUUCUGUUGUGUCCACACUUGAAAGAGUUUGUUGAAGGAGUGGAGGUGGUCCAGUGGCUUGAAGAAACUUUACUUGUUCAGGCGUUGGUUCACUUCGCAGAUGGUCUCGUGCAC